Molecule: messenger RNA, 2098 nt
Organism: Podarcis muralis (Common wall lizard)
Lineage: Eukaryota; Metazoa; Chordata; Lepidosauria; Squamata; Lacertidae
Gene: PAQR5
Product: progestin and adipoQ receptor family member 5
Cellular component (GO): membrane
Molecular function (GO): signaling receptor activity
Source: RefSeq, a predicted model, not a curated record
GCAGGCAGGCAAGCGAUCCUGUGUCCUGAACGACCUGGCAGAAAUAUUUAGCAUCCAGAAAGGAUGGGGAAGCCAGUGUGCUUCAGCAGUCAGGUGGGGCUUUGUGUCGCUGUGUGUUUUGCAAGAUUCACACACUCUCUUGGAUACAGGGCGUAUGCUGGCAUGUUGAGAUAAGCCGGGAGGGGGGACCUGCACGGUCACCAAGCCAAACAUGAACACAGUGGCCUGCAGGGAUGUCUCUUGCCAGACGCAGCAGGGAAGGUCUUCCGUGGCAAGUCUGAACGGAGGCGCUGAUGAAGACUUAAUCCAACCUGCCUGUCUCUCAGGCGGGAAAGUUCUUCCCAGAGGAAAACUCUCUGCCCAGAUCAGCUCGUGACCAUGAACACCAUCCUGAGUUUGAAGCUUCCCCGGCUGCUCAACACUCACCAGGUUCCCAAAGUUUUCCGAGAGAAGGGCAUUCUUUUUGGGUACCGUCACCCGAGAAGUUCUGCAACAGAUUGCAUCGUCAGCCUUUUCCAAAUGACAAAUGAAACUGUGAAUAUUUGGACGCAUUUUCUGCCUGCCUGGUACUUCCUAUGGAAGCUUUUGGCCUUAGUCUACGCCUUGGAUGUCUGGAGGGACUCGUACACCUGGCCCUUUCUGGCUUACAUGGUCACCUGCUGCAUCUACCCACUGACAUCCAGCAUCGCUCACACGUUCAGCACCAUGUCCAGCCGGGCCAGGCACAUCUGCUACUUCUUUGAUUAUGGUGCCCUUGCCCUGUACAGCUUAGGAUCCGCCAUGGCUUAUUCCGCCUACGUUUUCCCCGAAGAAUGGAUUGGCAGCACAUUCCACCAUUACUACGUCUCCACUGCUGUGCUCAACACAGUCGUGGGCACAAGCCUCUCCUGCUAUUCCAGGCUCGGCCUUCCCUAUUUCCAUUAUAACAGUGGCGGCAUAGAAAGGUUCAAUGAAAUGGAGCAGCCAAAGUUCAGCAAAACAAUUCGCACAUUCGCCUUUGCUCAUCCUUACGUGUUUGACAGCAUCCCUCUCUUCUACAGGCUGUACUUAUGUGCUGCAAGAAGUUGCACGGAGAGCGUAAUUCCAAUCCACCUCAAGCACACUGUCUUUGCCUGCCUCACCUGUUUCCUUUUUGCGACACACCUGCCGGAGCGGCUGGCCCCUGGAGUCUUUGACUACAUAGGGCACAGUCACCAGCUCUUCCACAUCUGUGGGAUCAUUGGGACCCACUUCCAAAUGGAAGCCCUUCUGGUUGACAUGGCCAACCGCCGUGAGUGGCUACUGGCUCCAUCCUUCUCUCAAACCUUUGGGUCCCUUGCAGCUGCCAUCAUUGUCAAUCUUAUCAUCAUUGCUGCUUUCUCAACGACACUCUAUUCCAUGCCAAAAUUCUGCAGGAAAGGAAGCAAGCACAAGGACUAACGCCUGUUGAAAUCAAAAUGAAAUGAAAUGAAAUUGCAGUUAACAGUAGCAGUACAACACAAAUUAGAAACUACUUCAAAUGAGGCUUGGUGAAUAUUAUUUGAGAAGUGACUUAAAUGAUUCUUUUUUUUAUUAUGAAUAUGAUUUUGUAUUGUGGUUUUUCUACAACUUGAGCUGGAAGACUUAACCAAUUUGGGAUGUAGCUUUUCAUUUGUUGAUCCUGAUUGACCAAUUAGAAUACCAAGCUGCAAUUCUGAGGACUCUGUGAGAACUCUAAAUAACUUCAGCCUUCAGUUUGUGUCAGAUUAUUAUUUUUAAAAUAGUGAUUGCAAUUUAACUUGAUGUGCCAGUUUGCACUGAUAACAUAGAAAUGUUGGCCACCUUUCAUGCCAAAGCAACCACAGUGGCCUUUUAACAUAAUUCCAUGUGUUUUUAUGCUUUAUUUGAAAUGACAAGCACAUGUAACAUUUCUAUCACAAAAUACUAAUGUACAUACCUUUCUAAUUCAGAAACUUGCAAUGAAAUAAUAUGAGGUUUCUUUGAAAUUAUAUACUGUAUAUUAAGAAGUUUAUAUUUUUGUAAAUAGCCUUUGCUGGGGUGUCACACAAGCACUUUUUGGUAACAGUAAAUGAAGCUAUUGUGGAAUAAAUGCCCUUUUGAAAGGUACAUUCAACUUGCA